UUUGUGGUGGCGCUGUACCAAGUAUUUCUUGUCGAAGCUGAUUCUUGACAACGAACGUAAUAUAAUACAAAUAGAUCUACAUGAAAUUCUCAUUAUACAUCCGACUGCGAAGAUCAACAUGGCUAAAGUAAUAUCACAGGAAACGUUUGACGAUGUCGUUAAAGAAAAUAUGGAGGACUUUGACAUGGGUGUCGAUGAAGCUAUCGCUGAUGCUGUUACUCAAUUCGAAUCACAAGGCGUGAAUCUUCUCAACAUUAUCAAAGAUCCCGGUAUGUUUACAAAUGGUACUGGGCAAACAAACCACGCUGUUAUUCAAGCCCUGGAAAAGGUCAAAACUUGUGUAGAAACAAAUUUAGCUGAAAAUCUUCUGGACUCCUUGGCUAUUUUGCAGACUGAAUGUGAUGAGGAUUUAGCAAGAAGAUGUCUUGCAGGAAAAAAUGAUGGAUAUAAAAUUUUGAUGAAAGCGUUAAAUGUUUUUAAAUCGGAUAGCGCUUUAAUGGAGAUUAUUCUUACAACAUUUUGUUCACUUGUUAACGGUCAACCAGAUCUGCUUGAUGAAGAAGGAGUGACAUUUCUCUUAAAUUAUCUCACAGAAUGUAGUCCCAGAGAGAAACCACUCGUUGUUAAGCUAAUAAGACUAUUCUGCAUCAAACAUGAAAAAAAUCGUCAAAUUUUUGUACUGAACAAUGUCAUUGGAACAUUGUCUGUACUUUUAGCUAACCAUAAAACAGAACCAGAGCUAGUUCAAGAAAUAUGCAUUUGUUUAAGAGUUUUAACCUUUGAUGAUGAUGUUAGAGUACCAUUUGGCAAAGCACACGAACAUGCCAAGAUGAUAGUGACAGAAGGCGAUGCUUUGAAGAGAAUAUUAGAGAUUUGUCAAGAUUAUUCUGAAGAUUCUACAGUACUAGGAGAAAUGUGGUCAACACUCGCUUGUCUAGUUGUCCGUGAUGAAUUUUGUAAAGAAGUUUUAGAGAUGGGGGGCCUUGCCCUUAUCAUAAAAUCAUUUGAAAAAAACAUUAAUGAUAAAAACAUUACCCGGAAAUCUUUGACUGUCAUGAAAGCUUUGGCUGGUAAUGAUAAUGUGAAAAUAGCAAUUGUAAAAUCUGGUGGAAUAGAGUUAAUAGUUGCUGCAAUGCUUAGACAUCAGUCGGUUGCUUCAAUAGCAGAGGCUGCCUGUGCAACAUUAAUGACAGUUGCAUUAAGAAACCCUUCAAACAGUCAAAAGAUAAUGGAGUGUAAUGGACAUCAAGCUAUUGUUCAGUGUAUGAAAAUUCAUUCUUCAGUUCUUGGUGUUCAAAAGCAAGGGUGUAUGGCAUUGAGAAACAUUGUUUCUAGAACAAGGGAACAUUGUGAUUCUAUUGUAGAGUUAGGAGUAGAGGAAGUUAUAAAUAAAGCUCGAAAACAGUUUAAAGAUUUAGACGAUGAGGCAAAAGCUGCCUUGCGGGAUCUUGGUUGUAAAGUUGAUCUUAAAGAACAGUGGAAAGGGGAACGUGGUUCAAUAGUUCAUUAGGAUAAUUAGUUUCUUUAGUAUUUGCCCAAUCUACGCUAUACAAAAUAUUAAAAUAUUUGUGAACUUUUACACAUCAUUGUUAUCAUGUCUAUUUAUGUUGCAUGCCAUUGCAAAUAUAUUGCUUAAAGGGGAAUUAUUCAAGAGCUAAAUCUGCCUAUUGCAGGUCUUUCUUUAGGCCUUAAAUGUUUAUAUAAAUAAUAAAUUAGACAUUUAUUAACAUGACAAGAUCAUAAUCAACUCUCGAAGCCAUCAGAUGCUCUAGAUUUUCAACAGAUUUAUACGAUUUGCGGUUAAUGAUUUAACUUAAAAAUGGAUAAUCAAGAGUUUGUUUAUUAUCUUAACAGCGGUAGCAAUGAUAAUCCUGACUAUGCUGUUCUGUAAUCAACGAUUAACUCUGCUCAGAAUGAAGUUAUUUUACUGAAAUUUUCAUUCUUACUGCCUAAUUUAUUUUAAGAUUUUAUAUUAUGUCAUCAUUUGUUGGAAUAUCAUUUGAAUAAUUUAUAAAAAUUAUACAUAUUAUACAUGUAUACCAGUAUUUAAAAUAAAU
This is a messenger RNA of Patella vulgata (common limpet), 2057 nucleotides long. Its product is annotated as armadillo repeat-containing protein 6. The record is from RefSeq and is a predicted model, not a curated record. The coding region runs from base 119 to 1510 and encodes 463 amino acids. NCBI's taxonomy places the organism in Eukaryota, Metazoa, Mollusca, Gastropoda, Patellidae. Gene Ontology annotation, molecular function: protein binding. Gene Ontology annotation, biological process: hematopoietic progenitor cell differentiation. The transcript has a single exon.